AGGCCUUUUCGUGCAGGUUCACAUGGCCAAGCUUGCACAGCUGAACAAUGGCACAACUCAGCGUCAAAAUGGAGCCUUCGAGUCUGAGGUCACAAUCAGAUCUGCCCUGUUCUACACGCGCGGCGCACAGCUGAGAUUGACCAAGAAGGGGGCCGAGAAGCAGAAGAAGAACCAACGCCGUCGAGAGCGCCUCGCGAAGAAGAGAGAGAAGGAGGAAAAAGAGGAUGACAAUGCUUCUACUACAAGCUCUCACACAUCAGGAGAGACAGUCGUCGGUGAGACGCCCACUGUGAACCACCCGCCCGGAACAGUCGAAUCGCCACCAUCAGGCAUUGCCGAGAUCACUCAGGUCCAAGAUGGUGUGUCUGGGAAGGGUGAGCCUGGCAACAAUAGUGUAGAGUCGCCAAAGAAGCUCAACGUGGCCAUGCCCGUCCAAGACACCAAGCCUGACAAGAAUGUCAAGAAAAAUAGCCCUAAAAAAGUGUCCUUUACGCUCAGCCAGAUGAGCCAGAACCUCUCUGAUAUCAUGGAGGAAUGGACACACCGCAUUUUCGGCAGGUACGAUGAGUUCACCAGAGACUGGCCGAGCGAUGAGCUCGAGGCCUGGGUUACCCGCGGGCGGCCGUACAGCGUGCCGAUCAAGGUUCCCUUUGGCCACCGGCGCCUUCAGGCCGGUCUCAAGAACAUCAACGCUGUUGGCAAAGAGACCGACCUCCGGACUUUUGGUCGGUAUAUAGUUGGAGGGCCGCGCACACAGUACAUCGUCGACGACGUGGUGUACGCGGCCAACAAGCUGCAGAGCCGAGAGAGGGUCUGUCUGGCGUUCCGGGAACUCCUUCGCGACGAUGAGGCCGACUCCUUUACCGUUGUCUUCUUCUCCAUACAAAAGGAGAAAGCGCCCAUCUUGCUCACGGAUGUGCUGGGCCGCAAGACGAGUAUCCCCUUUGAGCUCGGCAAGGAGUGGGAGAAUAUAAAGGAUAUAAUCCUGGACCUCUUUGUCUCUGUUGCUGAGAUCGGACCGCAUAUUUUGGAAGGGCAUUAUGACUUUUUCAAUGUCAAGGGCGAGAUCGUGCUCCCCCGCCUGUGGACCGACAGCGUCAAGCCCGGUGACAGCAUCAACAUGAGACUCUGGCCCAUGGAGCUGAACCCAUUGCGGCGCUUCUACCCUCAACAUCCUCCGUUCCCCUUCACCAGUAAUAAGGCUGAGUCCAAUAAUAAGGAAAUGGAGAGGCGGGCCGCGCGGCUGCAUAACUGCAUCAUUGGGAUCUCACCGGGCCCGCCUGGUCGUGCACCCCAUCCUGCUCGUGUCGGAUACUCUGGUGAAUACCCUCGAGGCCCCCGGCCGGCGAUUCGCCCUCCGCCUCCGCCAGCACCCGUCAAUAUGGGGCGUCCACCUGCCAUGAUGCCACCACCGCCCAUGCGGCCAUCCAUGCCACCUCCGCCCAUGCGACCAUCCAUACCGCUACGGCGGACCAAGCCAUUCAGAUGGCAGCGCAACCAGCUGGACGGCAUGAGUCUGGCUGAGGAUAAGGAGCUGUCGUUUAUAGAUUAUGUCAGCGAGGCGGAGAAGGCCAAACGCGUUACUAUUGCGGAUCUCCUGACAAAGUUCACGUUUCUGACUGAUGUUGUUGGCGAUAAGUGUCUGGAUGAGUGGAGCUGCGAUUUCAGCGGGUCUGAUUCUGAUUCUGAUUCUGGUACCGACUCCGACUACGAUUCCGAUUCCUCGUCGUCGUCGUCUGGAACCCAUUCGAUCGUGGAUGAUUGAUGCUUGCGUGGUCUUAUGUUGUUUUCUCAAAGAUGGAGGGGGUUGUGAUUUUGUUUUUUCUUCUAUUCUUCCUAUGGUCUCGUCAAAUCUGUUGGUUUUCCUUGUCAGUUUGAGUUUUGUAAUGAGCCAUGACCUUUUCCUAGCAAUAUACGAAUGUUCCUCACAUUACAGAU
Molecule: messenger RNA, 1938 nt
Organism: Cryphonectria parasitica EP155
Lineage: Eukaryota; Fungi; Ascomycota; Sordariomycetes; Diaporthales; Cryphonectriaceae
Exons: 4
Coding region: 23-1765 (580 amino acids)
Source: RefSeq, a predicted model, not a curated record